UAUAGGGUUAAAACCCCAACAAAUAGAGGAACAAAGGGUGAGUGAUUAAAAGAAUAAAAGAUUAUUAUGAUUCCAAGUCUAUGAUGAUUCAAACAAAAGAUUCUCCUUUCUUUCUCAUUUUCCUCUCAUAUCAGGUAUGAAAUCUCCUUAAAUUUUUUUUUAUAUUCCUAAAAACCCUAGAUUUAAUUCCAGUGUUGUUCUUUUUUUUAAUUUUAGAUUUUGGAUUUUGGAAGAAAUGUAUUGUAUUGAAGUUUGAAUUGAGGUGUAAGAUAGAGAGCUGAGUGAUCAAAGCUCCUUCAUUUGGAAGGUGAAUUUUAUGGGUGGGGGAUUCUUGAAUCUUGAUUGAAUUCUUGCAAAUUGCUUUGUUUUGUUUUGUUUUUUUGGGUUCCCUUCGAAAUCCAAUCUUGGCUGUUGUUUGUUUAUGGGGGUUUUAUGGUUUUCUUUUGGUGAACACCGCAUCGAAGUUUUUCGCAAAAGCUUGAAUUUGGUAGGGCGUUACUUGUUUUUAGUCCCUUUGUUUCAUCGUUCUUGAUAUUCAAUUAAGAGAAAGCUUUCAAUUCAAUUGCAAUGGCUACUCCGCCACAAGCAUCUCCCGGAGCACCUAAUACUGAUAAAAAGAGUCCAAUGACUCCUGCUCCUCCCACAAUUUCACCUGGUGCACCUAGAUUCACUCCUCCAAAUUUACAACAAGAUCAGAUCGCUUCCCCUUCGAUAAAGAAUCCGAUUAUGCUAUCACCGGAAAAUGGGGUCAAAACCGGAAGCCCUGUUCCCCAUCUGAGUACUCCUCCUGGCCCUCCUGUAUUUACAUCACCUGUCCGGCCUGCUGCCGUGCCUUUCCGAACCUCUCCUGUGACCCCCCAGCCGGUGGCUUUCUCAUCAGGUUCGUCUUUGCCCACAUCUUCACCUCCCCAUUUUCCGAAUGGGUCAGCUGAGCUUCAACAGCAACUUCCCGGUGCUACAGAGGAAUCAAUGCCCGCAGGAGAGUCACCAUGCGUUUUAUUCUCAGCUCAUAAGUUGUUGAAACACAAGAAGCUAGCAAAUGUACCUAGUUUAGGCUUCGGAGUAUUGGUUUCUCCUGGGAGGGAAACUUCAACGGGUCCUCAAGUGAUACACCGUGAUCCUCAUCGAUGCCAUAAUUGUGGAGCUUAUUCAAAUCUUUAUUCCAACAUACUAAUUGGCUCAGGCCAAUGGCAGUGUGUAAUAUGCCGGAAUCUAAAUGGAAGUGAAGGUGAAUAUAUAGCUUCAAGCAAGGAAGAGCUCCGUAAUUUUCCUGAGCUGUCGUCACCUUUGGUUGAUUUUAUUCAAACAGGGAAUAAGAGGCCAAGUUUUGUACCUGUUACUGAUUCCAGAACUUCCGCACCGGUUGUUCUUGUUAUUGAUGAAUGUUUAGAUGAGGCACACCUUCAGCAUUUACAGAGCUCCUUGCAUGCUUUUGUCGAUUCAGUACCACCGACAACCAGAAUAGGAAUCAUUUUGUAUGGUAGCACAGUAUCAGUGUAUGACUUUACGGAGGAAUCCAUAGCGUCUGCUGAUGUGAUUCCUGGUGGCACUUCACCAACACAGGAGACCUUGAAAGGAUUGAUUUAUGGAACUGGUAUAUACUUGUCGCCAAUGCAUGCUUCAAAAGAGGUUGCACACCUAAUAUUCUCUUCAUUGAGGCCAUACAAGUUGAAUGUUCCAGAAGUGUCAAGAGAUAGAUGCUUGGGUACUGCUGUUGAGGUCGCUGUGGCAAUUAUUCAAGGACCAUCUGUAGAUAUGUCUCGAGGUGUAGUUAAAAGGCCAGGUGGCAAUAGCAGGAUCAUUGUUUGUGCUGGCGGACCAAAUACUUAUGGUCCUGGGUCUGUCCCUCAUUCUUAUACUCACCCUAAUUAUCCUCAUAGAGAAAAGACAGCAAUCAAAUGGAUGGAGCGACUUGGUCGUGAGGCUCAUCAACAUAACAUAGUGGUUGACAUUCUCUGUGCAGGGACUUGCCCUGUAAGGGUUCCUGUGCUGCAGCCACUUGCAAAUGCUUCAGGAGGUGUGUUGGUUCUUCAUGAUGACUUUGGUGAAGCCUUUGGUGUAAACUUACAAAGGGCAUCUGCCAGAGCUGCCAGUUCCCAUGGUUUGUUGGAGAUACGUUGUUCUGAUGAUAUUCUUGUUACUCAGGUUGUGGGUCCUGGUGAAGAGGCAAAUAUAGACACCCAUGAAACCUUUAAAAAUGAUAUGGCUGUCUCUAUUCAAAUGCUGAGUGUUGAAGAAACACAGUGCUUCUCAAUAUCGAUGCAGAAUAAACAUGACAUCAAGAGUGAUUACGUAUUUUUCCAGUUUGCUAUUCAAUACUCAAAUGUUUAUCAAGCUGAUAUAGCUAGAGUGAUUACUAUCAGAUUGCCAACUGUGGAUAGUGUUUCGGCCUAUCUUCAGAGUGUUCAAGAUGAGGUGGCUGCAGUCAUAAUUGCCAAGAGGACUCUGCUGCAAGCAAAAAGUUAUUCUGAUGCAAUUGAUAUGCAGACAACAAUAGAUGAGAGAAUUAAAGAUAUUGCUUCAAAAUUUGGGUCUCAAGUGCCAAAGUCAAAGCUUUAUCGGUUCCCAAAAGAAAUAUCUUUACUACCAGAGCUUCUAUUCCAUCUUAGGAGGGGCCCACUGUUGGGAAGUAUAGUUGGUCAUGAAGAUGAGAGGUCUGUACUGCGGAAUUUGUUUUUGAACGCAUCCUUUGAUCUUUCUCUUCGCAUGAUUGCCCCUCGUUGUCUGAUGCACCGGGAAGGAGGCACUUUCGAAGAAUUGCCUGCUUAUGAUCUCGCCAUGCAGUCUGAUACAGCUGUUGUUCUAGACCAUGGUACAGAUGUCUUCAUUUGGUUGGGUGCCGAACUUGCAGCUGAUGAAGGAAGAAGUGCAGCAGCUUUGGCAGCUUGUAGAACAUUGGCUGAAGAGCUCACGGAGUUACGAUUUCCAGCACCUCGGAUCCUGGCAUUCAAGGAGGGCAGCUCUCAGGCUCGAUAUUUUGUUUCUCGGCUCAUACCAGCAAACAAGGAUCCUCCUUACGAGCAGGAGGCAAGAUUUCCUCAGCUUCGAACCCUGACAAUUGAACAACGGACGAAACUGAAAAGCAGUUUUAUACAUUUCGAUGAUCCGAGCUUCUGCGAAUGGAUUCGGGGUUUAAAAGCAGUGCCCCCGGAACCAAUCUAAGAGAUGUUUUAGGUAUUUUUGCAGUUAAAAUCCCUCCAAAAAAGGAGUCCCCGGAGAGUUGCAUCCAAUCAUCAUUUAUUCGGUACCAUUCUGCUCUUUCUUUUUGUUCUUCUCCCUGUUGAAGGAAUGUAAUCUAACUCAUUCAUCUUUUCCUUUUUCCUAAUCAAUUUUUUCCCUUUUCUAGUUUUUUUUUUUUUAAUACAAGAUUUCCCUUUUUGUUAAAGAAACUUGAAAGGAUAAGCUAUACUUGAUAGUAAACUGUUACAAGUUUCAGAAUUGUUCUUUCAUUUUUUUAGCUGAAAAUGAUUUGUUAGAGCAGUGCAUGGUGUCAUUUUUAUAUCAAAUUAUUAUGCCAUUUUUGUAUGUUUUUGUGAAGAGUCCAAUUUGUAAUGCCAUUAUUUCCAAGUCUCUUCCAAUGGUA
Gossypium raimondii (Peruvian cotton) is the source of this 3583-nucleotide messenger RNA. RefSeq names its product protein transport protein SEC23. Gene Ontology annotation, biological process: COPII-coated vesicle cargo loading; intracellular protein transport; endoplasmic reticulum to Golgi vesicle-mediated transport. Gene Ontology annotation, cellular component: COPII vesicle coat; endoplasmic reticulum exit site. Gene Ontology annotation, molecular function: GTPase activator activity; zinc ion binding. The record is from RefSeq and is a predicted model, not a curated record. The transcript is spliced from 5 exons. Bases 568 to 3162 code for a protein of 864 amino acids. Lineage: Eukaryota; Viridiplantae; Streptophyta; Magnoliopsida; Malvales; Malvaceae.